AUGUUUAAUUCACCCUCACCAAGGUCGUCGCCAAGAUCACCGCCAAGAUCACCACCAAUCUCCCCUACAAAUUCAAAUCAUUCAGAAAGUUUUGACUCGAACAAAGUUACCAAUAAUUCAGUUACUUUAAACAAAACUAAAUCGGAAAAUGGAAUAGACAUUUUUGGGGAUGAAAAUGAAGAAUUAUCGGAUGUUAUUGAUAAGUAUACUCCUCAACAAAUAAAUCCUAAACAUAGACGUCAAAGAUUAAUACAAAAAAGACGACCUCGAAGGAAAACUGACGAUAUAAUUAGAGAAGAUGACAUUGAAAAAAAUGAAAAUGAAAGGAACGAAAGGAUCACUCAAAAAAAUCCUGAAUUGGCACCUUUAUUGGAAUCAAGAAGGAUUGUUGAUGAGGAUUUUGCAGAAUUCCUUCCAAAAAAACGAGGCAGGAAAUCGAAAAAUGAUGAAAUAGCGUUGGAAAAGUUGAAUGACGAAGAGGCAGAACGUUUAUGCCAAAUCAUGUUAAGAGCAGCUGAUGACGAUGUUAGAGGAGUUGAUAACGGGGAUCCAUGUCAUCGAAAAAUAAAUAUGUUGGAUGCUGUUGUAGAAAGACUAUCGAAGCCAUAUUUAACUGAAGCGCUUAUUGAUAAUAAUAUAUUGGAUGCCGUCAGAUAUUGGCUGGAACCUUUACCUGAUAGAACAUUACCAAGCAUCACUUUACAGUUAGAAAUGAUGAAAAUACUUGAUCGAUACCCGAUUACUACAGAUAAUUUAUUAUCUAGUAAAGUUGGAAGAAUUGUUUAUUUUUACAAAAUUUCCUCGCGUACUAGUGAAGUAGUAAGGCAAUUGGCUACUAGGCUUGUAGAAAAAUGGAGCAGACCAAUACUUGGAUUGAGUGAUGAUUACCGAGAAAUAGCUGCUGCACAUUUUGAUUUUUAUCGUGAUUCUGGACAACAAAGUAACGAAGAUCACGAGCCUACUCAGUCUCAUUCAAUUUCGACAGAUGUUAAUCAAGCAAGGAACUUUCAUGUUCACAGAAAAGAAGAUCCAUAUCGCUCAUUGAAACAAACAAUGCGUAGAUUAGAAAGAGGGACCAAAAAAAAUUAA
Molecule: messenger RNA, 1089 nt
Organism: Entrophospora sp. SA101
Lineage: Eukaryota; Fungi; Glomeromycota; Glomeromycetes; Entrophosporales; Entrophosporaceae
Source: the annotation of a GenBank genome assembly